CAAAUGGAUUUUAUGUUUUUUGAUUGUCCUUAAUUGUUGUUAGCUAUGUAAUUCACACCCAUGAGACUUAUUAAUGAUUAAGUAAAGUCUUUAAUGACAAUCAACACAAACAAUUAAAAUCUAAUCCAGUGAUUAUACUAUAAGUUUAAAUAUUUGGAGAAUAAAUUUUUAACAAUUAGUGAAUACAAUUAACGACUAACAUUUUAAUGUUGUAAAUAGUUAACCUAAUUGUCGUCGUUAUUUCAUGAUUAAGAUUAUGUUUGACAAAUUGUGCCUUCUAAUUUAUUUUAUGUGACAUCAAGAUGGUUAAUAAUUUGAAUUGGAUACAAGGUGAAUUAAGAUAAAUACCAAUUACAAUUAAUCAAAAUCGUUUAAAUUGUUAUAUGGAAACUUUCUCGCACCCUAAACAAUUAACAUUCAAUUAUUUAAAAGUACAUAUGUAAAUCUGUUAACAAGAAAGCCAAUGGAUUCGUUUUAGUUGGGAUUCGAAAUUUGAAUUAAUGAUUGACAAUCAUCACAUCUAAAUCAGUCUUUAAUUAACACAAUCAAAUUGGUCAAAUCACGAUGAUUAGCUAAUUUACCAUCGAUUUGAUCAUAUCUUAAAUCGUAACACCAAAAGCUCAGUUGAAACUUCAUCCCACUCAAGAAAAACUUUUCAUUGUUAUUAGAACUUUUUAGAACUCAAAUCAAAAAAUCGUUAAUCAGACAAGAUAGUACAUAAAUCUCUCUCUCUCUCUCUCUCUCAUCUUCCUUAUCGUCAUUUUUCAUCAUCGCCAUGUUCAGAUUGAUACAAAAUCAACAACAAGCUCAACAAGAGAUACACCAAUUCGUGGCGGAGUCGACAAAGUUACCAACAAGUUUUCAACCAUAACUAAAGGUCAUCAUUUUUUUUAUCAUCAUUAUCAACAUCAUCAUCAUCAUCAUCAUCAGAACCAUUGUCAUCCACAACAUUAUUUAAUAUCAUUUAGUUGUUGUUGUUGUUUCAUUGAGUUUCUUAUGUAACCUAAUUCUGCUUCGAGUUACCUGAGAGGAGGAAAAGUUAAGAAAGGAUUUCACUUUUUGCGAAUCAAAUUUAAUUAACAUUUAACUAUGUUCGCAAUCAACAACCACCCUAAUCAUCAUCAUUUAACCCGCAACAAUUCAAUUAAAAAUAAAUAAAUUAUAUGAUAGUUUUGUGGUGAAUUGUGAUUAUUUUAAAAAAGUUAUUGAUUUUUUAAAUUCAUUGAUUGUGCCUUAUGAAUUUGUCACAAGAAAAAAAGUCAUUGGAAACUUUUGAUUGAACUAAUUAACCUCAAUAAGUUGCUGUUAAUUGUGUCGACAGUUUAAUUCAAUUCCCUGUGUAUCUGUGUUGGUUAAUUUUAGGUUAAUCUCAGGUUAAUUAACAUCAUGAAGCUCAGAGGAAUUGAAUACAACCUUAAUUGUGGAUACAAUUUUGUGAUCGUUUUGUUUUAUUGUGUCUCUAGAGUUUAUCCAUUAUCAGCUGAUCGUCUUAAUUUUCAUCCUAAUGAUCAGGGAUUAAGUUCAUCUAGUGGUUAUCAGGGUUCAUCAUCAUCCUGGAAUUAUGCUUAUCACUUUAAUUGGCAAUCAACUGACCAUAAUAAUCCAGGUAAAGGUGUGUCCAGGUUUGCAGAGACUUCUGAUUCAAAGCAAUAUGUUCACCCACCUUUAGCCCCACCACUGCCCACACCUCGUCAUCACCUUGGGAUUAACAGUCGGACUUAUCGUCAUGCUGAUCAGAAUCAUCGGAUUAAGACAAAUCAUCAUGUUAACCAUCAUGAUCAAGUUAAUUAUCAUCACCCUGGACCUGGUGAUUCAAAUGCGUUCAUUGAAAAUAUAAGGAAUGAAAUAAUGUCCAGUUUCAAGGAAACUUUACCUGAACAUUUCAAUGGUCAUCACGAUCAUCGUCCACCUGAUUAUCACCACCACCAACACCAAGAACGACAACAACGUGAUUAUAAUCAAAGGGAUAAUAUUCUUGACCACUAUGGUCAACCCAAUAUUCCUGAUAAUCUGUUUCAUGGAAGAAAUUUUCACCUUCCAUCUCCACCAAUCUCAUUUACUUCCUCCCAUGAGGUCAAACCAUCUUCAACAUUGAAACGUUUCCAAAGGUCACAUAAACAAAAUCAUCCACUUCCGGGACCGGAAGUAGCUGGUGGAAUAUCAAAAAGUUCCUCUUGGAAUUUUAAUUCAAAUCAAGGAUUUUAUUAUCGAGUUGAUGAUGUUGAUGGUAAAAAACACGAGGAACAAGGUUCAUAUGGAGAUGGACAAAGGUCAUCUGGGUCUCCACCUUCAUGGAUUAACAAUUAUCAUCAACCUAAUAUUAACCAACAGCAACAAUUAGGUCAACAAAUCAAUUCGAUUCAGGGUUUUCCUUAUGGUUCAGAUAAUUUCAUAUUCCCUUCUAAUCAUCAUCAUCAUCGUAAUCAAAAUCAACCAUCAAUCUGGUUUCAAUCAACAUUUAAUCACAACAAUCAAGAUUAUCACAGACAAAAGGUUAAUCAUGGUAACAAUUAUAUUAAUCAGAAGCAACAUUAAAUCAAACUAAUCAUUAGAAAACAAUAGAAAAUCACUUUUAACGAUCAACUAAUCACCAUCAUCAUCAUCAUCAUUAUCAAUGAACAAAUAAUUUCCUUAUAAUUUAUAUUAUCUAACAAUUAAUAUCAACAACAAUUAACUCUACUUGAUUACUAUGCCGAUGAUGAUUGGUGAUUAAAUCAUUUUCCUACUAAUAAUAUAUAUAUAAAAAACUAAUUUCAUAUCAACUGUUAAUUGUUUUCUAACCUUAAUCAAUUUUUAUAUAUAAAUAUCAUUACAUUUUCAUUGUAACAA
Messenger RNA from Panonychus citri (citrus red mite), 2829 nucleotides. RefSeq names its product histidine-rich glycoprotein-like. NCBI's taxonomy places the organism in Eukaryota, Metazoa, Arthropoda, Arachnida, Trombidiformes, Tetranychidae. The coding region runs from base 1387 to 2535 and encodes 382 amino acids. The transcript is spliced from 2 exons. The record is from RefSeq and is a predicted model, not a curated record.